AUGGCCAAGGAGAGAUGCCUCAAAAAGUCUUUUCAAGAUAGUCUUGAAGAUAUAAAGAAACAAAUAAAAGAGAAAAGGAGUAAAAAUUUGACAGAGAUUAAACGAAAGUCUUUGACCAUUGCGCCAUGCCAAGCAAUCACCAACACUUCCAAAGUGCUAAGCUAUGAAGACAACAACAGAAUGUUAGCCUUAGCUUUGGAAAAUGAAAAGUCCAAAUUGAAAGAAGCCCACGAUGUCAUCUUAAAGCUGAGGAGAGAAUGUUACUUCCUCAGCUAUCAGCUGUACACACUGAAAAAUAAACUUAUGUCACAACAGACAGAAGAACCUGCUCAGAACCUAGAAUUAUGUCCCUCUGGAAUGGACUCCAAAAGUGGAAUGGACUCCAAUAAUGACAGCAACUCCAGAGAUUUAUUUGUGAAGCAUUUACCGCAAGUUCUUGAGGAUGCUGACUGUCCAGGACAAAAAGAAUCAUUCCAAGUGGAAGAGCCAGUACCUACUGUUUCUCAAGACAGACCAGGAUUUGAUUUGGAUUCAAGUGCACUGCCUGAAACUCACCAGUCGCCUCAUUUUAGCCUGAAGGAUAUCACGAAUGUCCCUUUGUAUCCUGUGAUGAAAACCAGAAAGCUCUCUCUUUCUCCAAAGAAGAACGUCGAAAGCCCACCAGUGUCUUUACGUAAACGCCGGUGCACCGCCGCCAUCGUGAACUAUAAGGAACCGACGCUCGCUUCGAAGCUGAGGAGAGGGGACCCUUUCACAGAUUUGUGUUUCUUGAAUUCGCCUAUUUUCAAGCAGAAAAAAGAUUCCAGACACUGUUCUAAAAAAAAAACGUGAAGCAAGUACAA
Messenger RNA from Budorcas taxicolor (takin), 842 nucleotides. It is a transcript of the gene SGO1, whose product is annotated as shugoshin 1. Lineage: Eukaryota; Metazoa; Chordata; Mammalia; Artiodactyla; Bovidae. The transcript is spliced from 7 exons. Gene Ontology annotation, cellular component: chromosome, centromeric region; nucleus. The record is from RefSeq and is a predicted model, not a curated record. Bases 1 to 831 code for a protein of 276 amino acids. Gene Ontology annotation, biological process: meiotic chromosome segregation.